Molecule: messenger RNA, 2432 nt
Organism: Salvia hispanica
Lineage: Eukaryota; Viridiplantae; Streptophyta; Magnoliopsida; Lamiales; Lamiaceae
Product: U-box domain-containing protein kinase family protein
Biological process (GO): protein ubiquitination; protein phosphorylation
Molecular function (GO): protein kinase activity; ATP binding; ubiquitin-protein transferase activity
Source: RefSeq, a predicted model, not a curated record
AAGCAAUUGAACGGUCAAUAGCUGUACCUGUCCCUUUUCAAGUCAAAGUAAAUUGUGGCGCUCCGGCGAUGACGACUGUGGCUGUGGCGGUGAAGAGCUCCGACGGGAGGGGCAGCCAGCGGGCCCUGCGCUGGGCUAUGGAGAAUUUGAUGCACACAUCCGAUCGUUUGCUUCUCGUUCGCGUCAUGCCCACCAUCACUUGCGUUCCCUCUCCCUCAGGUGGUAGUGUACCCGUAACCGAGCUAGAUGAAAGUGUGGUAGAAAUGUAUACUAAUGAUAUGCAGGCAAAAUCUGAGGAAAAUCUUUCGACUUUUAAGUAUCUAUAUAGGACACAGAAGAUUGGGACCUUGUUACUGGAAGGAGACAAUCCUGCGUCUGCUCUUCUAAGGUAUAUAUCUGAUUCAGGAGCAACAAGUUUAGUGCUGGGCUCCUCCUCCUCCAAUUACUUUUCUAGGGCACCCAAGGAUUCUGAGGUGCCAUCAGUAGUUCUCAAACAUGCUCCUGAUACGUGCAAAAUCUAUGUAGUCUCAGCAAAUAAAAUCAUAUCGAAUUCUUUGAAUCCUAUGUCAACCUCCGGGAGGGAUUAUGAUUCUCGUUCAUUCACCUAUUCUUCUCCAUCUUCAGACUCCAAAUAUAAGAACUGCCUUUCAGAUGUUAGUCAUCAUCCUUCUCGUUCACAAAGAACAACAUUCUCUUCUGUGAAUCCUGAUACCUUAAAGGAAACAUCUUAUCAAGCCUCAGAAGAGAGACUCUCAGAUGUGUCAAGAAAGAAAGAAUUCCCUUCAAUAUCUUCUACGCACUCAGAACAGUCAGACAUUCGGGCUGAAAUAGAGCAACUGCGCCUGGAAGUGGAGAAUACUACGACCAUGUAUAAUCAAGCUUGUGAAGACCUGGUCCAUGCACAGAACAGGGUCCACUUGCUUUCUUCUGAAUGUAUUCAGGAAGCACAGAGAGUGAAUGCUGCACAGGAAAGAGAAGUAAACUUAAGGAAAAUUGCUGCUCUAGAGAGAGAGAAAUAUCUGGAAGCUGAGAAGGAGGCUGACGUGGCCAAAAAACUUCUUGCGGAAGAGACAUAUGAAAGGCAGAUGGCAGAACUCAUGAUUCAUAAAGAAUCAUUAGAGAAAAACAGAAUUGUUGAUGCGCUAAUGUUUGGUGAUCUACGUUAUAGAAGGUACACGAGAGAUGACAUACAUAUAGCAACCUGUUCUUUUGAAGAAAAUAAAUUGAUCGGCGAAGGAGCAUAUGGUAAAGUUUACAAGUGCCACCUUGAUCACACCUCAGUUGCUGUUAAAACUCUUCGCCCUGAGGCUUCUGACAGAAAGAAGGAGUUUCUAAAAGAGGUAGAAGUGCUUAGUCAAUUACGCCAUCCUAACAUUGUAUUGUUACUUGGAGCCUGUCCAGAACUUGGCUGUCUUGUUUAUGAGUAUAUGGAGAAUGGAAGUCUGGAAGAUCAUAUCCUGCCCAGGAGGGGCAGGCCCCCUCUUCCUUGGCCUCUUCGGUUUCGGAUAGCAUUUGAGGUUGCUUGUGGACUUGCCUUCCUACACCACACGAAGCCAGAGCCUAUAGUUCAUCGAGAUCUGAAACCUGGAAACAUUUUGCUAGACAAAUACUACGUGAGCAAAAUCGGUGAUGUAGGUUUGGCCAAAUUCAUCUCCGAUCUCGUGCCUGACAAUAUAACUGAGUAUGGGGAGUCUGUUAUAGCAGGCACCCUGUUUUACAUGGAUCCUGAAUACCAAAGAACAGGAACUCUUCGACCAAAAUCCGAUCUGUACUCUUUUGGAGUAAUAGUCCUCCAGUUAUUGGCUGCACGUCAUCCCAAUGGGCUUAUAAUGAAGUUUGAAAAUGCUAUGAGCAGUGGCAAUUUCUCAGAUGUUCUUGAUAAGUCGGUUGCAGAUUGGCCGCUGGCUGAAGCGGUACAACUCAUACAGGUGGCAUUGAACUGCUGCAAACUCAGAUGCAGAGAUCGACCAGACCUUGACACCGAAGUACUGCCCGUUUUGAAAAAACUUGCAGAGUUUGCUGAUGCCAGUAGAUUGACCCAAAUAGACCUCAGACAGCCACCUAAACACUAUUACUGCCCUAUUCUUCAGGAAACAAUGGAAAAUCCCUUCAUAGCAGCUGAUGGUUUCAGCUACGAGCACUACGCAAUAGAGGCAUGGCUUGAUAGGCACGAUGUAUCCCCGGUGACAAAACAAAAACUAGAGCACAAGAUGCUUAUUCCAAACCAUAUGCUGCGCUCAGCCAUCCAAGAAUGGAUUGGAAACAACGGAUAAGACCACCCCAAAUUUCGGAAAUCUCUUGCAUUGUGUUGUUACUGUGAAUGCACCACUCUUCUAGGAUUUGAGUGUGGUGCUGCUUGUUGCCUGUUGGUAGUGUAUUGAUUAUAUAACUGUUAUACAAGUUAUUAAUAAAACAUUCAUUCGAUAGUGUCA